Molecule: messenger RNA, 1452 nt
Organism: Lonchura striata (white-rumped munia)
Lineage: Eukaryota; Metazoa; Chordata; Aves; Passeriformes; Estrildidae
Product: nucleoside diphosphate kinase-like
Biological process (GO): GTP biosynthetic process; CTP biosynthetic process; UTP biosynthetic process
Molecular function (GO): nucleoside diphosphate kinase activity
Source: RefSeq, a predicted model, not a curated record
CACUGCGGCAGCCGCCGUGCGGGGGGGGCACGGCUAAACCGGGUGAGAACCCGCGGUGACACGGCUUGACAGAGCCACCGGUGGAACAGCGGCGGACGCGGGCUGCGAGACACAGCCGGGGCGCAGCGGAGUGUCCGGGCUGCCACGCUCGCCACCAGCGGGGGACACCGCUUGCCACAGCCACCGGGCCACCUGUGGGAUCAUGGCUGCCAUAGAUGAGCGCACCUUCAUUGCCAUCAAGCCCGACGGGGUCCAGAGGGGGCUGGUGGGGGAGAUCAUCAAACGCUUCGAGAAGAAAGGAUUCAAACUGGUAGCCAUGAAAUUAAUACAUGCCUCUGAGGACCUUCUGAGGGAACACUACAUCGACCUCAAGGACCGGCCAUUCUACGAUGGCCUGGUGCAGUACAUGCACUCGGGACCUAUCGUAGCCAUGGUGUGGGAAGGUCUUAAUGUGAUUAAGACUGGAAGAAUGAUGCUGGGGGAAACCAAUCCAUUCGAUUCCAAGCCUGGCACUAUUCGUGGGGACUUCUGUGUCCAAGUUGGAAAGAACAUCAUUCAUGGCAGUGAUUCUGUGGAAAGUGCUGAGACAGAGAUCAAUUUAUGGUUCACUCCUGAAGAACUGGUUGAUUAUAGAAGCUGUGCUCAUGAGUGGAUCUAUGAUUAACACCCAGACUGGAUCUUCUGAUAUUCCCAUGUCCACAAGCAGCUGCCAGCCUCUAGCUAUUCCAAAGAAUUCCCUGGUAGAAACCUCAGAAUACAGUGAGUUUGCUCUGUUGUGGACAUUAAAUAGAGUCGGUGCUUGCUGCUCCUUUGAUUUAAAAGCUGUCAAACUAUAGAUGAAUUGCACAUUUUAAAAGCUGCUUCCGGGAUUGAGAAAUAUGAGAUGAAAACAGAACAGAUAACAUAUAUUUUUCUGAAGCAUUUGAUAGUCACAGAGAAUGUUUUGGGAAACAAAAAAAAAAUGGGUAAAAAUUUAUUUGGUAAAUAAAUACACAAAUGGCUCAGAGUCAGAGGUUAACUUUUCUAAAACAUUAGAGGACAACUAAUGGUGUGUAAAUGCAUUGAUAAUAUGCUCAAAUGUUGAGGAUUUACUUAAUAUCAAGUGUGUCCCCAUUCCUAAAACAGCUGCAGAAAAAAGCCCAUUUCUCUCCCCAGAACAUGCUGUGCCCAUAAAGAAUUCAACUCUGGCUAAAAUGACAACUGGCCUCCACACUGACACUGUUUCAACUCGCUUUUUUUUCCUUCCACAUGGGAUUUAUGUAGUAUUUUAAGGACAGAUUAACCAGCCAGGCUUGAUGAAAUGUCCUUUUAUGUGAAAAGAAGAUUAAUGUGAGGAUGGAUGAGGGAGAUUCUACCUUUAGCCACUUCAGUGCAGCAGCUCUCUGAUACUGCACAGAGCAAUAAGUGGUGUUUGCUCUGCCAGCUGAACAGCUGAUAGUUUAGUUGUGUUCU